GGGAAUACAUUGGUGCAGGAGAGACUCAUUUUAAUUCUGGGUCUGCGUAUUAUACAAACAGCUCUGAAUGUCUGCGGGCCACAUGUUUGACAACCUGCAAUAGAGGAUUAGAAUAUUUCCAAUGUUUCCAGGACCACGCAAAACACAAGAUUGUUUAAUGUAGUUAUUAAAUCUUCCUCUCUCUGUAUAUACCCGUAUACAUAUACAUAUAUACAGUAUACAGUGUAGUUAUAUAUAUUAUUUCAAGUUAUUUACAAGACUGUCCUAUUUACGUUACAAUGUCGCCUCUCAGCGGUCAGACACUGUUACAGCAGGUAGGGGCAGGCAGUAAGUAGACAGUGGUACAGCUCAUCCCUGUCUGGAGCACAUACAGACGGCAGCCCUAUGUCUGUGCGGUCACAACAGGCCACUGACCACACAAUGAAGGACGCAGCUUUGCUGCUGACCUUGUCCGUUCAUCACACAAUCUUUUAAAAUGCAUUGUUUGACAUGUCCCGUGCUUGAAGAUGGCGGAAUCGGAUAGUGGGGAUCUUACCUCGAAACUGUCUGAGAGCAGCAUGGCUAACAAGAACAGCACCUUGCGCUGCACUUUCUCAGCCCCGAGCCACAGCACCACCCUCCUCCAGGGCCUGUCUCUGCUGCGGGCUCAAGGUCAGCUGGUGGAUGUGGUGCUGGCCAUCAACGAAGAGCGCUUCCAGGUCCACAAAGCUGUGCUCGCUGCCUGUAGUGACUACUUCAGAGCCAUGUUCACCAGAGGCAUGAAGGAGUCGAAGCAAGACACUAUAGAGCUGAGGGGUUUGUCUGCUCGUGGCCUCAAACAUAUCAUUGACUUUGCCUACAGUGCCGAAGUCACACUAGACCUAGACUGUAUUCAGGAUGUCCUUGGAGCAGCUGUGUUUCUUCAGAUGAUUCCAGUGGUAGAGCUCUGUGAGGAGUUCCUCAAGUCCACCAUGAGCGUGGAGACCUGCCUGCACAUUGGCCAGAUGGCCACCACUUUCAGCCUGUCUUCCCUAAAAGAGUCUGUGGAUGCCUUCACUUUCCAUAACUUCCUCCAGAUUGCAGAAGAGGAGGACUUCCUGCACAUUCCCAUGGAGCGCCUUGUCUUCUUCCUGCAGAGCAACAAACUGAAGAACUGCAGGGAGAUCGACCUCUUCCAUGCCGCCAUCCGGUGGCUCCAGUACGACAAGUCGCGCCAAGCUCAAGCCAGCACAGUUCUCGCUCAUGUCCGCUUCCCACUCAUGCGCUCCUCUGAGCUGGUGGACAGUGUUCAGACAGUGGACAUCAUGGUGGAAGACGUGCUCUGCCGUCAGUAUCUCCUUGAAGCCUUCAACUACCAGAUACUUCCAUUCCGACAGCAUGAGAUGCAGUCUUCUCGGACACUCAUUCGAUCUGACAUCAUCUCACUCAUAACCUUUGGUGGGACGCCCUACACAGACAACGAUCGCACUGUGAGCACAAAAGUGUACUUUCUUCCAGACGUUGCUUCACGCCAGUUUAAAGAGCUGACUGAGAUGGAGACCGGCUGCAGCCACGCUUGUGUUGCUGUACUCGACAACUCUGUCUACCUUGUCGGUGGUCAGCACUUACAAUACCGCAGUGGUGAGGGUGCAGUGGACACCUGCUUCCGCUAUGACCCACAUCAGGGCCAGUGGUUGCGCAUUCAAUCAAUGCAGGAAGCCCGCAUUCAGUUUCAACUCAGCGUGCUUAAUGGCCAGCUGUACGCCACAGGGGGGCGCAAUAGAUCUGGGAUUCUGUUAUCUGUGGAGUGUUACUGCCCAAAGAAGAACAAGUGGACAUAUGUGGAACCGUUGAAGCGUAGAAUUUGGGGUCAUGCAGGAAGUCCUUGUGGGGAUAAGCUGUAUAUCUCUGGAGGAUACGGCGUCUCACUGGAGGACAAGAAAAUUCUCCACUGCUAUGAUCCAUUGAGUGAUCAGUGGGAGUUUCGGUGCCCAAUGAACGAGCCAAGAGUGUUGCACAGCAUGAUCAGUACCCAAGACCGGCUGUAUGCUCUAGGUGGUCGCAUGGAACACGUGGACCGUUGUUUCGAUGUCUUAGCGGUGGAGUAUUACCUUCCAGAGAAUGAUCAGUGGACCACUGUCAGUCCAAUGAGAGCAGGGCAGUCUGAGGCAGGCUGCUGUCUCCUGGAAACUAAAAUCUACAUCAUUGGUGGAUACAACUGGCACCUGAACAAUGUCACGAGCAUCAUACAGGUCUACAACACAGAAACGGAUGAGUGGGAGCGGGAUCUGCACUUUCCAGAAUCUUUUGCUGGCAUUGCUAGUACACCAAUUAUACUUCCACAAAAUGUCACACAACUCUAACCUACUACUGUGAAUAAUUUGAUUCUAUGUGGUCUUUCUGCCAGCUGUUACACCAGCACAGGAGUAGUGUUCAUUUAAUUCCUUACCAGAAGGAGUGAUGUUUUUACUCAGCAGCACAGAAAAAAAUAGUUAUUUUUAUGCCUUAAACUUUUAUUUUUAAAAGUAUACCAAUAUUUGGUUGAUCCUUAAAAAAAUUGGUAAAAAUCCACCAUAAUGGAUUAGUUAAUUUAAGGCUUUGUUUCCUAUUCCCUUACAUCUUUGGCUAUGUAAAGAUUUUUUUUUAAUCCCAAUUUUAUUAAUGUAAUGAAAAGCACAGUAUGAAAUAAGCUUGCUGAUUUAAUAAUUUAUGAAAGUACAGGUAAAACCUGUUUUUCAAACCCUGAUUUUUUUUUCCCAUGCUGACUUCUUAUUUUUAAUUCAACCAACAAUGUUGUGUUGUGUGUUUCCAGGUGUAUCGAUGAUCAAAAACACAGAUUAUUGUGUGUAAUUAAUUGCACUUAAGAAUAAGAAUGUUUCACUUAAUUCAUUUUUUUAAUUAAGUUUUUAUUUUGUUUUUUACAUUUUUGUGUAUUUUACUGUAAGGUCUACUACCCGUAGCAGUCAUUAACUACAAGUUGCUGCAGGCAGCUACACAAAUAAUUCACAUGUUUUCCAUAAUUUCAGUGUUUUGUUGCUUUUUAGCCCAAUGUUGAAUUCAAGUCAAUAUAGGCAUUUGUUAGGUAAGGAUCUAAAACUGGCUAUAUACCAUUAUACAGUAAUAUUGUCUUUUGGCAAACUUCCUGUUUACCUCUGCUGAUCACAUUCCCUUUCUUCCACUCUGUCAGCCAGUGAACACAGAAGAGGCGAUUAAUUUAAACAGCCUAUAGAGCAGAGAGGACUGACUUGUUGUGAAGUCUACCUUUAAGGUGGCCACAGCACAUGCUGCUUUUAUUUGAACAAAUUCUUGCACUUUUCACAUGGUUGUUACGAACCACAUCUGACUCUGCUGCUAAAUUAACCCAUGUUUAUUAUGUAUGUAAUUCUUGUAAUUUUCUUUCAAAUCUGACUGUUUGUAUGUUAUCUUUCUAAAAGUCCUGUCUUUUGUAAAAGCACAUAGAGGUGAAGUGCAAUAUUAGACCAAUCACAGUUGUCAAAGAGGAAUGUAUGCAUAAUGUAGCUUUAUCAUCAUCAUCCAUUAUUAAAGCUAUAUAGAAUGUUUGUUGGUCUCUGUAGUGUGUUUAUGGUUGUUUGUGUUCAUUAAGACCCUCGUAUCCAUAUAAGACUUUGUUCUCCAGUCACACAUUAUUCUUUAUCAAUAAAAGACCCAAGGAAAACAA
Messenger RNA from Cynoglossus semilaevis (tongue sole), 3637 nucleotides. It is a transcript of the gene klhl26, whose product is annotated as kelch-like family member 26. The record is from RefSeq and is a predicted model, not a curated record. The transcript has 3 exons. Bases 507 to 2321 code for a protein of 604 amino acids. Gene Ontology annotation, molecular function: protein binding. Lineage: Eukaryota; Metazoa; Chordata; Actinopteri; Pleuronectiformes; Cynoglossidae.